Molecule: messenger RNA, 2792 nt
Organism: Carica papaya (papaya)
Lineage: Eukaryota; Viridiplantae; Streptophyta; Magnoliopsida; Brassicales; Caricaceae
Product: Protein kinase superfamily protein
Biological process (GO): protein phosphorylation
Cellular component (GO): chloroplast
Molecular function (GO): ATP binding; protein kinase activity
Source: RefSeq, a predicted model, not a curated record
AAGAAGACAAAACACCGAUAUGACAUUGGGCGAACAGCAGGCCAACCAUUACCAAGCAUAUGCAUACUAGCGUACAAUCUGACUCGCAUUUCUCCUAAGAAGCUCCUGCUCCAGUUUUCACGGGUAACAGACGUUCCACGUUCUCUCCAUCUUAGGUAUUUGCUCUCUCUAAAAUCUUAGAGAAAGAGGGGUUCCGCUGAUGGACGCGGCGUCUCAGCUCGUCUACUGCGGGGCCGAGCCCCUCCGUUUCUCUUUCCCUUCGCGUCCUUCUCGGUUUACCUCUGUUCCGGUUCGUAGCCGAGCCAGAAAGAUCCUGGCCGUUGCCACUGAUCCGAAACCGACUAAGACAGGGCCUGCUAAGCCAUCACAAACAGGCCCUACCAACGGGUCUGCCAGGCCUCCAGCUUCUAAAGCUGUCAACGGCGUUUCCACGAGGAUAGGCGAUGUUUCGCAAGAGAUUAAAAGAGUGAGGGCCCAAAUGGAAGAAAAUGAAGAGUUGGCAAUACUAAUGAGAGGGCUUAGAGGCCAAAAUUUAAGGGAUUCACAGUUUGCUGAGGACGAUGUUCAGCUUCGCCUUGUGGAGGUUGAGGAAAGCAGCGAGUUUUUGCCUUUGGUGUAUGAUCCAGCUAGCAUAUCUGCAUAUUGGGGUAAGCGGCCGCGUGCUGUUGCAACACGGAUUGUUCAAUUAAUGUCUGUAGCUGGAGGUUUUCUCUCACGGUUGGCUUGGGAUGUCAUAAACAAGAAAGUUAAAGAGAAUGAAGUUGCUCGAGCAAUUGAAUUAAGGGAAAUUGUCACCUCUCUGGGCCCAGCAUAUAUAAAACUUGGGCAAGCAUUGAGUAUUCGACCAGAUAUACUGUCACCUGUUGCAAUGACUGAGCUGCAAAAACUUUGUGAUAAGGUUCCUUCAUUUCCAGAUGAUGUCGCAAUGGCUCUUAUUGAGGAGGAGCUUGGUCAGCCAUGGCAGGAAAUCUAUUCUGAACUAUCGUCUUCCCCAAUAGCUGCUGCAUCUCUUGGGCAGGUAUAUAAGGGCCGGUUAAAGGAAAAUGGGGACCUAGUAGCUGUCAAAGUGCAGCGGCCUUUUGUUCUGGAGACAGUAACAAUUGAUUUGUAUAUAAUAAGGAACUUGGGAUUGGCUCUCCGGAAGUUUCCUCAGAUCUCUGUAGAUGUCGUUGGGCUGGUUGAUGAAUGGGCUGCUCGGUUCUUUGAGGAGUUAGAUUAUGUUAGUGAGGGCGAAAAUGGAACACUCUUUGCUGAAAUGAUGAGGAAGGACCUUCCACAGGUUGUUGUCCCAAAGACCUAUCACAAGUAUACUUCAAGAAAAGUUCUUACUACAGGAUGGGUAGAUGGAGAAAAACUGUCACAAAGUACAGAAAGUGAUGUUGGAGAUCUGGUUAAUGUUGGAGUCAUAUGUUACUUAAAGCAGUUGCUAGAUACUGGAUUUUUCCAUGCUGAUCCUCAUCCUGGAAAUUUGAUCCGCACUCCAGAUGGAAAGCUAGCCAUUCUAGAUUUUGGUCUCGUCACAAGAUUAACUGAUGAUCAGAAGUAUGGAAUGAUUGAAGCAAUUGCUCACCUUAUUCAUAGGGAUUAUGGAGCUAUAGUGAAGGACUUUGUUAAACUUGAUUUUAUUCCAGAGGGGGUCAAUUUGGAGCCAAUCUUGCCGGUUCUGGCUAAGGUUUUUGACCAGGCACUUGAAGGUGGUGGAGCCAAAAAUAUCAACUUUCAGGAAUUGGCAUCCGAUUUGGCACAAAUAACUUUUGAUUAUCCAUUUAGGAUACCCCCAUAUUUUGCUCUUAUAAUCAGGGCAAUUGGGGUGUUGGAGGGCAUAGCUUUGGUGGGGAAUCCUGAUUUUGCCAUUGUAGAUGAGGCCUAUCCAUAUAUUGCACAGAGACUUCUCACCGAUGAAUCUCCUCGGUUAAGGAAUGCUUUACGUUACACCAUAUAUGGAAAAUCUGGUGUUUUUGAUGCUGAGAGAUUUAUUGAUGUUAUGCAAGCAUUUGAGAACUUCAUAACUGCAGCCAAAAGUGGAGGUGGAGAGAAUUUAAAUGGGGAUAUGGCUGAACUUGGCAUUCUACAAAGUCAAACUGGGUACAUCCUCCCUGGCUUCCCAUCAAGUACAUCUGAAACAAAGGAGCCCAUUCAAACGAGAGCAGCAUUAGCAUUUCUACUGUCUGAUAAAGGGAAUUUUUUCCGAGAGUUUCUUCUGGAUGAGGUCGUAAAGGGCAUUGAUGCAGUUACGAGGGAGCAGUUGGUACAAAUAAUGGCACUCCUAGGAAUACGUAAUCCUGCCCCUGUUUUUAGCAUGGUUCCUACAUUUGGACCAUUCAAACCUGCAGGUCUACUGCCCACAAUUACUGAGGAAGACCGUGCCAUAUUGAAUAAUGUUCAAAAGGUUGUGGAAUUCUUAACUGCAGGAAGUUCCCUGUCCAGGACUUCAAAUCAGGCUACAGAUGUUGCUCAAGUUGUCCAAGAAUUGCUUCCAGUAUUACCUGGAAUCUCUGCCACAGUGCUUCCUGAAUUGGUUAGUCGGUUGACAUCAAGAGUAUUAGCACGUAUAGUUCGAGAUACACUUUUGUAAUCAGGUUCCUACAGUCCAGCUGUUUAGAUAAAUUGUGCAUAUAUUUGUAUACAGAACAAUUGUAGUGCUACUUGAUAGCAUAAAGAAGUUAUACUGCCAACACAUUUGACCCACGAGCAAUUGUCCCAAAAUGUUCUUGUACAUGCUACUGUUUCUGAGUAUUCAAAUGCUCGAGUUGGAUCUAACAAGGUGUAAAGAAUGAUGAUUUCAAGCUGAA